Chenopodium quinoa (quinoa) is the source of this 1442-nucleotide messenger RNA. RefSeq lists its product as uncharacterized. The record is from RefSeq and is a predicted model, not a curated record. The coding region runs from base 175 to 1074 and encodes 299 amino acids. The transcript has 6 exons. Lineage: Eukaryota; Viridiplantae; Streptophyta; Magnoliopsida; Caryophyllales; Amaranthaceae.
UAGCGGAUUCUGAUUUAUAUUAAUAAAAUGCUGCCUAACGUUUUCUAAAAUAAAAUAAAAUAAAUAAAUAAUAAUAAAUCUAAUUAAACAUAUUGUCAGUUUGUAAUUAUAAAUUUGGGUGAAGAAAGUUAGAACACUGUAAUGUAGGUGUCCAAAGCUUCCAUUACCAUUUUCAUGGCUGCAAAAACCAGUCGGCCAUGGCAGCCCUUCACAGCUCUUAGAAAACACACACUCUCUUUCUCUCUCCAAAUUACCAUCAUGAAAUCUCCAUUACAACUACCCUCAAAUCUUUCCACCCCCACUAUCUCUCUCCUUCUUCCCCAUCACUUCACUUUCACAACCUCAAUUUCUCCUUCAAAUUCCACCCUAUUCCUUAAACCUCGCACAAUUUCCCCCCUUCAUUCCUCCAAUCGUCGCAAUUUACAAACACUUUGUUAUUUAAAUUCAUCAACUCAAUUCAAAAUUCCCAUUUCAAUCACUCAGAAAUUACAAGUGCAACAAUUUGACUCCGAAAAUCGAUCUGAAUUUGUUGAAAUUAAGAACCCUAAUGUUCCGCCUUUCGUCUCAUCGUGGCGUUUGAAGUUCAGUUUGAGUGACCAAGCUUUCUUCCUAUUAACAUUUAUCGCUUGCACGACUUCUGUGGCAUUUGUCAGCUUUGUUGCUGCAGCUGUUCCUACCUUGUAUGCUAUGGGAAGAGCUGCUAAUUCUUUUGCAAAGCUAGCAGACACUGCUCGAGAGGAGCUGCCCAGUACAAUGGCAGCUAUUAGACUUUCAGGCAUCGAAAUCAGUGACCUUACUGUGGAACUGAAUGACUUGAGCCAAGAGAUAUCAGAGGGAGUCAAUAAAUCCGCACAAGCAGUUCAAGCAGCCAAACAUGGAAUGCAGCAGAUUGGCUCUAUUGCUCGUGAUCAGACUAUGUCAAUGAUUGAGGAGAGAGCGAACCUUCCUGCCAUCUCAUUUCAACCUGUUGUAUCUGGCGCUGCAAAGAAGACCUCCCGUGCUGUUGGCCAUGCUACAAGAACUUUAAUGAAUUUAAUUUCUAGAGGAGAGUCCAUUGCGGAAAACAACGAAUGAUCCAGCUGACAGAAUCUCUGACCGCCGAGUCAAUUCCCAAAUAUAAAGAUAGUAUUGGCAUCUCAGUACAUGUUAAUGAGUCUGCUCUAACCUGCUCUGUGAUGAAGGGCCAGAAGAGGGUAUUGAGAUGCAAAUGAAAACCACGGGGAUGGUAAUGCAGGUAAUUUAAGGAAUGACCAAUUAUAUCUGCAAUGAAAUUCUAUGUACUUCUUUUUAGAUGUAUAUUUACUUGAGAAGUAUGCAUUGUUCAAGCAAUCUAAGGUUUUUCUUAUUAUCUGUUUGUGUACCAUAUAUCUUUUGUGUUGCACAUACGAUGAUCUACAUUAUGAUUUCUGUUGGAAAUCUAGUUUUGAUCAGUUAAAGCUUUU